AUGGAAUCUUGUUAUCGCAUCGAUAAUCUCAAGGGUGUCCAUCUCACCCGUCAUAAACAUAUCUUGACAAGUGUUGUAUCUCUAACAGCUCUUGCUGCACAUUACACUACUGUUCUCAUGGCUCAAGAGAAAGAGAAGGCAUUUUGGACCGAAUCAGAAGUAACUGCGCUGGUCGACUACCUUCAUGAACAUCGGUCAGAGUGUGCCAAAGGAGGCAACUUCAAGAUGGUAACAUUCAAUGGAGCAGCGAGGGAUAUCGCACCCAAGAAGACACAGGGCCCACAAAAGACUGGCAAAAUGUGCCAGACAAAGUGGACAUCAGUGAGUUGCUGA
Molecule: messenger RNA, 333 nt
Organism: Suillus fuscotomentosus
Lineage: Eukaryota; Fungi; Basidiomycota; Agaricomycetes; Boletales; Suillaceae
Exons: 1
Coding region: 1-333 (110 amino acids)
Source: RefSeq, a predicted model, not a curated record